Messenger RNA from Colletotrichum orchidophilum, 1011 nucleotides. RefSeq lists its product as uncharacterized. The record is from RefSeq and is a predicted model, not a curated record. NCBI's taxonomy places the organism in Eukaryota, Fungi, Ascomycota, Sordariomycetes, Glomerellales, Glomerellaceae. The transcript has 2 exons. The coding region runs from base 1 to 1011 and encodes 336 amino acids.
AUGACUUGGAUGUCAUUUAUUCGCGAUGAGCGCAUUAUCCUCGUUGGCAUCGGCGCCGCUACGUUUGGCUUGGUCACUAUGAUGACCCAGAUGCUGACAUACAUCCGCGACGACAAUGAAGUCAAAGUCACGCCGCCCAAAACGCAGUACAUUACUCAAGAGACCGAAGAUGCGCUUGGUCUUGAUACUCUGGACAAGUUGCUAUGCCACCCUAAUUUCUCGAUUCGAGAUGUCGCCAUCAAGAUACUUUGCGAUCGCGCUGUCAACGACAGCGGUACGGUGCGACAGCUUCUCUACGGCAUCACGCGACCUGACUACGACACUCGUAUGAAGAAUCUUCGUGCUAUGGCAACGCUCACCGGGCAGACCAAUGACUUCGCAGAGGGCCUGUCGAAGUUGCACACAUGGAGAGCGUACUCAGCUCUUGUCAGAUCCCUCGAAUUAAGCCUCGGCGACACGGAACAGACGAAACUCGACGACAAAUACUGGGACGAGUACUACCUUCGCGAUAUGGCGGAGAGGUUCUGCCUCAUGUUCGUCCUCGAGCUCAUCACUAAGUACGGCGCGGAUAUGCUGGUCAAGGCUAAAUUUGUGGAAAAGUGGUUGGCAAAACAGCAGUGGGGGGACAAUGAUGCUGAAAGGCAGGAAAACUUCAUUUACUACAUGGAGCACAAGAAUAACCGUAUCGUCGACAUUGUUACGAGGAUCGCACACACUACCCAGGGAGCAAAGGCGAUACUCGCCUGCAACCUUGCCACCAAAACCAGUUUUGACCUCAACCCGGAUACUAACUUGGCUGGGUUUACCAUUGCAUUACAGUCCACUUUGUGCAACGCCGAUGGCGAAGACGAAGCGCUGCAAGCAGUAGAGCAAGUGCCUCGGACACGAGAGCACUCGGCCGAGGAACAGCGUCUCAGGCGCCAACACCGCGAGGCGAUGGUGUUCAACGACGGUACGAGACCGAUUGGAAGGGAGGACAUAAUCGAGAGAAGCCACGAUUCGCCGAGCUAA